AUGUGACGUACUGGUUUUUAGUUUUUGUGUUUGUCAGCUGGGCGGUGUUGUUCUCAAAGCCGGAAGCAACAAGAUGGCACCCAGCGGCCUGAAGGCUGUUGUCGGAGAAAAAAUCCUGAGUGGCGCAGUGAAGAGUGUGAGAAAGGACGGAGAAUGGAAGGUGUUGAUCGUGGACCAUUCCAGCAUGAGGAUGCUGUCUGCCUGCUGCAAGAUGUCAGAUAUCAUGGCAGAGGGCAUAACAAUUGUAGAAGACAUCAUGAAAAGACGAGAGCCCAUCCCCAGCCUUGAAGCCAUUUAUCUGAUAUCGCCGACAGAAAAGUCUGUGCGAGCGCUGAUUAAUGAUUUCAGAGACACCCCCUCCUUCACCUAUAAAGCAGCACACGUGUUCUUCACUGAUAUUUGCCCUGAUGCUCUCUUCAGUGAACUGGGGAAGUCUCGUGUCUCCAAAGUGAUUAAAACCCUGAAAGAAAUCAACGUGGCUUUCCUCCCCUGUGAAUCUCAGGUUUACUCCCUGGACAACCCUGAUUCUUUCCACUGCUUCUUCAGCCCUCACCGUGCCGCCGACAAGAAUAAGAUGAUGGAGACCCUGGCAGAGCAGAUCGCCACGAUCUGCGCCACGCUAAAGGAAUACCCGGCUGUGCGCUACCGCAAGGGUCCUGAUGACAACGCCAUACUCGCUGAAAUGGUGCUGGACCGUCUGAACGCUCACAAGGCUGACAAUCCCAGUAUGGGCGAGGGUCCGGACAAGGCUCGCUCCCAGCUGCUCAUUGUUGACCGAGGGUACGACCCUGUGUCCCCCGUCCUACACGAGCUCACCUUCCAGGCCAUGGUGUACGACCUACUCGACAUCCAGCAGGACGUUUACAAGUACAAGUCAACAGGAAUUGGGGAGUCCCGAGAGAAGGAGGUUUUGCUGGACGAGGAUGAUGAACUGUGGGUGCAGCUGAGACACAUGCACAUCGCAGAUGUCACAAAAAAAGUAACAGAGCUACUGAAGACGUUCUGUGAAAGCAAACGCAUGAGCACAGAUAAGGCCAACAUGAAAGACCUGUCUCAGAUGCUGAAGAAAAUGCCUCAGUACCAGAAGGAACUGAGCACGUAUUCCACACACCUGCACCUGGCUGAAGCGUGCAUGAAGAAGUUUAAGGGAACCUUGGACUCGCUUUGCAAAGUAGAACAGGAUUUAGCGCUGGGAAUGGAUGCUGAGGGAGAGAAGAUUAAAGACCCGAUGAAGAACAUUGUCCCUGUGCUGCUCAACGCUGACCUGGAGCCACACGACAAGAUCCGAAUCAUCCUGCUGUACAUCUUCCUAAAGAACGGAGUCGCUGAAGAGAACCUCACCAAGCUGAUCCAGCACGCCAACAUCCAGCAGGACAGCAACAUCAUCAGGAACAUGCAGAAGCUGGGCACACCUAUCAUAGCCGGGUCGACCAGCAGUGGAAAGAUCAAACCAGAAAGGAAGGAACGCACCGAGCCCACUUACCAGCUCUCACGCUGGAUUCCCCUCGUCAAGGACGUGAUGGAGGAUGCCAUUGAAGACAAGCUGGAUAAGAACAGCUGGCCCUAUGUGUCUGACCCACCCCCGACCGCCAUAACCGGACAUCCAGUGAGCAGCGCCAGGUUCGGUCACUGGCACAAGAACAAGGCUGCGGUGGAGUACUGCACCGGGCCCCGGCUCAUCGUCUUCUUCAUCGGUGGAGUGGCGCACUCGGAGAUGCGCUGUGCCUACGAGGUGACCCGAGCCACGGACAGCAAGUGGGAGGUGCUGAUCGGUUCUACUCAUGUCCUCACUCCCACUAAAUUCCUGAAUGACCUGAAAAAGCUGGACCAGCCUUUGGAAGGGAGCAGCUGAGAAUCUUCUUGAGAAGAUUCCUGUGUCCUCACCGCCUCGCACCCCCUCUCUUUCUUAUUCUGUACUGUUACUAUUGCAGUGCACACAUAGACCUGGCAUCACACCACACUUCCAUUUCUACAGCACACUUGUACAAUUACUUUAAUUCUAUGGGUCGAAAUUUGAACUCCCAUUGCAUAGCGGUUUUACUAUGAGUUUAAUAGGACACACCUGAGCUUGUUACCUAUGCACUGGUGCUAAUCAAGCUUGUAGUAAAACCUGGAAUGGGUGAAACUGCUGUGCACUGCUGCUGUGUCUUAUUUCCAUCCCUGUACUUCCAAGGGUUGAAAUGUGAACUCCCACUGCAUGGCAGACAUUUGAGACGCUCCAGUACUGUCGGCCUUAACUGUAAUAUACCCAUUCCAUCAGCUCCACUAGCCCAGUCUUUAGGACUCGAUCUUGCCUUGUUCCAUUAUCAAGCUGGGGUUGCCUGCUGCCUUCUCUAUCGCCCAGAGACCAAAGAUCACAUACAUGUAUCACGUUCUUGAAUGAUUCCAGUUCACAAAUUUCUUAACCUACCUCUGAUAUGUCCCUGGUAGUAAGAUUAAUAGACCUUAAUGCAGUUCGAGGUCUAUGUUGCAAUCCUUGCAUUUUAUUGCUCGCGGACGAGAUCGCUUCUAAAAACCAAAAGCUGUGGACAGUACUUAUUUUAUCCAAUCACAAUAUAGCUACACACUUUUUCUAAAACAACUCAGUCUGUUGGCUUCUUUCUUAACCAGAUUAAACACGAAGAGUGUUGAUUGGGUAGUUGUAAAUGGGUAUAUAUACCAAAGCGUGUUAAAAUCUCUCCAAACCAAAAAUAGUGCCUUUAAAACUGCCCUGGAUUAUAGUGCAUUUUUAUUGUUAUAAUAAUUAAAACUGAGAAUGCUACUGCUUUAGAAAGCACAUUGCAAUUUAGCUUGGAGUAACCCAUUUUAAACUGGAUUCAACUUUCCUUUGACGUUGAUAAACUGUAUACAAACCUACACUGCUCUCACUCCAGGUUUGUCUUUCAUGUGUGUCGGACUGACGUUUACAGGCUGUUCAUCUGUAUUAUAAAAUCUGAAAAAAUCAAAUAAAAUGAGCCCGGCAAGGCUAGCCGGAACGGUAGUCAAAUCAGCACCAGCAUUAAAUUAAUCUGGCUACACACGCUCCUACAGAAUAUGAUUCAGUGAAAAUAUUUUGGGGCAGAAGGUUAUUUAAAUAUCUACUCUCACUCUCUUUAAUUCGGUCCUUUAAUCUCAGUGUCAGGUGUGCUGUAAUUAAUCAUUUUGUGAUUUUGAAAAAAAAAAAAAAAAAAAAUUUAAAACCUGCAUGCCUUCUACUGAUCAACCAUAUUAUGUGAUGUGAUCAACUCUGUGUUGUAUUACUAUCAACCCCUCAAGCCCCCCACUCUCCCCUUCCUCGUAAUAAUCAAUGCUCAUUUGAUUAGCUGUUGCCUGUUACACAUUGUUCUGUUAGGGUUAUCAAUUGAUCAUAUUCGGAAUCUUAAUCACACAAACGGAAUACUAAGAGUGUCUUUACCAGUGGUUGUUUUUAUCACACCUUUGAGUGAAUCAGAAGUGUGUUAUCGAUUGUUUUGAGAUGUGACAACAUCAGUGUACUGAGUGUGGUCAGCUUGCUCCCCAUCGGCCAUUCUGAAGCAAUGUGUUACUCUGUUAAUACAAGAAGGAGAGCACACAACGGGGUAGAGUGUUGUGACAGUCUUUCUCUAAAAGUACGUGAUCAGUGUCCAUGCUUGAAUGGUUUUGUCUGAGCGCGCACAUCAGCAAUAGAAACUGGACCAUACCCGUUUUCACCUUGGGAACAGCAUUAGAAAGCGUCUCAGCCUGCAAUUGAAAAAAGAAGUUAACAGCAGGGCAGAUUCUCGUAUUUACAUUAUUCUUGACAUCAGAAGCCAUUAGAAAAGUCCUGGGGAGUUAAUUUAGGACGCAUGAAAAUGUCUUUUUGUGGUGUUUCCCCUUAGUGUAGAAUCUGUAAUAGGUACUGCUGAAGUUAUUUAAGUGUCAGCUUGAGUGGCACCAUCCUUGUCCAGGAGUUAUGCAGAGUCCAUAUAGAAGUGCUGUGUUCUGCAUUUGAUCGAGACCCUAUCAAGGUGUCCUAAUUUAUUUACAGUCCAAUUUAAAAUCAAUUUCCAUGCCUAGUAAGUGAUGCAUAAUGAAAUAGCCGACAUUAACCAUGAAAAGGUAUUGUACCGCUAGUGGUUACCACAAAAACCUGCAUGUCAGGUAUUGGGAACAAUGUGUGGAGUGGCGCCAAUCUUUAUUAAAUUCAAUUCAUUGAUUGUAUUUGUUUCAAUUUCUAUAUUUUAUUUAUUUAAAAAGAAAUAGUAGAUUAUCUUAUAACCCUUUUGAUUUUCUCUGUAACCACGUGUACUUUAUUUCAAAAGAGGUGUGCAUUAUAUAUAUAUAUGUUUGUUUUUGUAAAUUUCUACAAUUUGUAAUGUUUAAAAUCAAUCAGUAAUGCGGUGCUGGGUCUUUGCCUUUUUGUUUUUCUUGUCAUGUCUGCCACACUUAUGUUGGGAGAAAGAUAACUACUGAACUUGGAGCAAAUCUAUUGUAUUUUAAAAUAAAGCUGAGUGCCUGUCUA
Messenger RNA from Acipenser ruthenus (sterlet), 4459 nucleotides. Its product is annotated as syntaxin-binding protein 2-like. The record is from RefSeq and is a predicted model, not a curated record. NCBI's taxonomy places the organism in Eukaryota, Metazoa, Chordata, Actinopteri, Acipenseriformes, Acipenseridae. Gene Ontology annotation, molecular function: syntaxin-3 binding. Bases 74 to 1852 code for a protein of 592 amino acids. The transcript is spliced from 19 exons. Gene Ontology annotation, cellular component: secretory granule; plasma membrane. Gene Ontology annotation, biological process: intracellular protein transport; vesicle-mediated transport; neurotransmitter secretion.